AUGCGCUUCUUCUUUCUUUUACCCGUUCUUAAAUCUUUCAUUUUAACGCUUCAUAUUAUCACCUUCCUUCUCUUUUCCCCUCUUUUAAUUCUCUGUAUUUCGUCUUUCCUUUAUUAUCUUUCUUUUAGUGCUAUUUUUUCUAUUUUUCUUUGUCUUGAAUAUUUUCGUUUAACCCCACUUCUGAUAAAGCGAAACGGAUCAUUGAAUGCUACAAAGAAAGACAAACAAGAAAACCGGGAACAUAUUGGCAGAUCACUUCAGUUUGAUAUAAGAGCAAACACCACGAUUCUUCUCGAUCCCAGUAAUCAUGAUGACGCAACUUGGAUCCUGACGAGUGCAUUCAUCAUAUUUACCAUGCAAUCAGGUUUCGGCCUCUUGGAAAGCGGAUCUGUGUCAGUGAAAAACGAAGUAAAUAUAAUGGUAAAAAAUGCCGUAGAUGUCAUUUUUGGCGGCUUGACCUUCUGGAUGUUUGGUUAUGGCUUAGUUUUUGGAGACUCUGCACCACUGUCAAAUCAAUUUUGCGGAUGGGGUAGCUUUUUCGUUACCUCGCAUUCGCCAGAUGUUGGUUGGGUGUACUCGAAAUUUUUCUUCACGGCUUCUUUCUCAACUACUGCAACAACCAUUGUAUCAGGAGCAAUGGCGGAAAGGACAAAAUUCGAGUCGUACAUCUUAUUUUCUUUGUUAAACACAUUCACCUUCUGUUUUCCUGCUCACUGGAUGUGGGCAGACAACGGUUGGUUGGCUGUGAUGGGUGUAAUCGACGUGGCCGGAGCAGGUCCUGUUCACAUUGUUGGAGGUAUGACAUCCCUGGCUGCUAUACUCAUUUUGGGACCAAGGAAAGACCGAUUCCAAUCUCAAGACAAAACUCCGGCAUUUGGAUCACCGACAAACGCGAUUCUUGGAAUGUUUAUGCUCUGUACCUUCGGAAUAUCUGGUUCAAAAUGGAUUUUGGCAGCAAGAUCGGCCGUCACUACAAUAACUGCUUCAACUUCUGGAGGCAUGACAGGUCUUUUUCUAAGCUAUAUUCUUAAGAAACGAAAAUUCCAUAUCGAUUAUUUAAUUAAUAGUGUCCUAGCUUCUCUGGUGUCUAUUACAGUGUUGAUGCCUAUUUAUCUAUCUAUCUAUCUAUCUAUCUAUCUAUCUAUCUAUCUAUCUAUCUAA
Molecule: messenger RNA, 1161 nt
Organism: Acanthosepion pharaonis
Lineage: Eukaryota; Metazoa; Mollusca; Cephalopoda; Sepiida; Sepiidae
Source: the annotation of a GenBank genome assembly